AUGGCCCCAAAGCAGGACCGCACGUAUGCGAAGAUCGCAGAACUUGAAGCUCGCGGACUCGCCGCCCAAGCGAAAGCAUCGGUCGCAGUCCGCACGGCGGCGUCACGUGUUCAGACGAAAGCUUCUGGGGUGGUUGUGCCGGUGUUCCGGAGCGUUGAAGAGGUGUCGAUCUUCUCCCAAGGGUGGAUCUUCCCCUGGACAUCAUGCCCCUUCCUGCAUGCCCCGGGCAUAAGCGCGCUUUCCAAAGCGACAGCCACCCCGUUUCGGGGCAUUGCCCCUCGGCGGGCGUUAGCAGCAAAAACGCCGCCGUCGGGGCACAGGCGCCCGCCUGGAUUGCCUUCUCCGGAGGUCAUUGCGGUCGGUCAGGAGCAAGUGGAUUGCCGUCCACCAGCACCGAAGCCGACGGCACCGGGCCCUGCCCCCACUGGCAAAACUACUUUACUGGGCUCGACCGGGUCAGCACCAACAGCCCCAGGAACCCCUCCGGAGGCCCCAUCUGUGCUGUGCGACCCCAAUACCCAAGGGCGCAUCCUGAUACAAGGCGAUACCCCAUCGGCGGUCGCUGCGGGGCUCCAGCCGGUGCCGACCAAAAAGGGAUAUACAGAGGAAGCGAACCGGUCUUGCAUGGCGAACGUGCACAUGGCGGGAUCAUUACAACAGCCUCAAUCACAGGAAUCAAGCUCACGCUCAGCUGAUGCCCCACGUCAAGCCACGGAAGCCGCUGACAAAAGCAGCUCUGUGUAUGGAGCGGCUUGCGCCGCCUCAGGCUCCAGGGUUGCACAGGACGGCGGCCAUAAUGCGGCUAGCAACACCGCGAACGUGCCGUAUCCUGUUGUGGGUCGCCAGAAAUUGGAUUCAGCCUUCUUGGAGUACAACCGGCAGCAGCAUAUUCACCAGCUUCAGCUUGAAAGGAUUCAGCAGCAACAACAACAGGCUAAGCACCAAUUGCAUCAGCUCCAAUAUUUCCAGCUGCAGCAACGUAACCUGCUGCUUCUUCAGCAGCAGCACAUGCAGCAAUUUCGAUUAUAUCAGCUAUCCCAGCAGGAAAACAUUCGGCUCCAGCAGCUACAACAGCAGGUGCAAGUGCCGCAACAGCGGCGGAAGGGCGGCGCCUUGCUAAAGCAAAGCCACCCGGAUCCCGAACCACCUGGUGGGCCCGGCGCCCACUGGCCAGCCAACCCGUUGCGCCCUCCGCAGAGGCCGCGUCCUUGCGUGGCGUUUGGGACAGACCUUAAGGGUGUUGAGGCUACGCUGACGCGCGCACUUACAUCAGUCUUCCGCAAAGACCCCGACCUCUUCAGAGGCAUUUACGGCUUUGACCUCGACUGGUGGCUUGAUGCGCGCGGCAAGCCACUCGGCGACGCAGAGGACGAUUUACUCGUGGCAUUUCUGUUCCACAAUUUUGCCGCGGUGGUCGUGAGGGCGGACAGGGGUGCGGCCCCCGCCUGGGCCGGCCAACCCCAGCUGCUUAAUCCCACCAUAUCAGCGUUGCUGAAUGAGAAGGUGUACGGCAAUGUCCUGCUCCUUAGGAUCUUCAAGCGGGACGGGGUGAAGGACGGCGUUAUUGGUUCGGCUGACGGCAGCGGGGCGGCCUUGCAGGUCUCUUCCUUGACGCCAUCCCAAGUCCACGCACUCGUGCUGGAGUCGGACAACGUCGCAUGGCAGAUGGACUGGUACAAGAGCCUCAUGCCGAGUCUUGCGGAGUCCUUGUCAAGCGACCAUAGAGAGGGCUGGCUGUCGCGGCUACCACUAGCGCCACUCAAUGAGCAGGGUAACCCCGAUCUCCGGAAGGCUCUGGCGUUGGUCCAGGACUACUUUAAGAUUCCGCUACCGGUGCCGCGGGCCCGAACCACUGGCUGCGGAUCAGAUCGAGGGGCCGUUACUACAGCUGCUUCAUCGACGCCACCGGCAGCUGUCUGCCGAGGCGGGCGGCAGCAGCCGUCGGAUAGCGGCUCUGGAGUGGCGUCGGGGUCGCGAAGAGAUACCGCGGACGCCAGCAGGAAUGAGGACGUUACGGAGCUGGUACCCGCGGAGGUGGCUCCGCUGCUGAAGGCUUUGCGCUGCACCAGCCCCUGGUGCACGCCGGUCUGGCGGCGGAAGGCAGGGUCGCGGCACAAUGGAGGGCAUUCGACCUGCCCCUUUGGCCAUUUUUGGAGGAGUUUGGACCUGGGAGAGGGGAGCACCACUCGGACUCCGGUGUUUGACGCGGCGCGGCACUGGCCCUCAAAGCCGCUAGAGCCGGAGCUGUGCCCGUCGCUCAUCGACAGGCUGUCGCAGAUCGGCUGGGCUGUGGUCUUGCCGAGAAUGGAGGCGGGUGCAGGAGCACACGGAAACGCAUUACCUCAGGCUAAGCGUGCAACCCGUUGCUUCCGAGCCGUCGGUAAAAUCGGGACCGAUUUGUGGCUCAAUACUCGUAACCUAUACGAACUGUACCGGCGAUCUACAUCGCAUUUACUCGACAAUGUGCCCUACGCUGCUGACCUAACAAAGGCACCCAGCGCGGAUGGCAUUUUUGCCCCGGGUGGCAGCGCUGACAGUGAGGGACACGAGGGCAACUUGGAAAAGCGCGACACUUCCAAACCUGCGGCAGGAAGCCGGCAGCUGCUCCCGGAGGAUUUGACAUUCUACCUUAGCUUCUGCAGGGAAGGAUCACGAUGCCGCCGAUGCCACAGCUAUUAUGAGCUUAACUUAGCGGCGGCGCUGCAGAGGCUCACGGGGGUUGCGCGAAGCUCGAGGACAGGCGCAGCAGCGCCAGGCCAAGCUCAGGGGAGGUUGCCGCGGCUGGGCUUUGCGGUGCUGGCGAACCUCCAAGGCCCCGAACUGUAUGAGGAGGACACACAUGAUGGCGGUCCCAGCGACAAGCGCUCCUCUUCCGGAGUAGAUGCAAGCGUUGCCAGCGCUCAAGAAUCGGGUGCUUCACCGCAGGCAACGAGGUCAACGUCUGCUACCACGAGUAUUGGCGAUGCCUCCACGACUUUCAGCAGCGGCUUCAACUGGGCGGAUGAGCCGGAGUCAGCGGAGCCCGAUCCAAAGGCGGUGGCAUCGGCGGCACGAACGUCGGGUCGGGCGUCACAGCCCGUCCCUCCACGGGCAUACGGCAACGCGCCUCUAAUGUCGGAACUGCUUCGUCCACAGCGGCUGCCGCCACCGCUACCCAUGCAUGGGUUGUCCUCAGCGGCGCCGCUGCCACCGCUACCACCUGUGCCGUGUGCAGGGAACGGAUCAUUAGAAUGGAGCUCCCGCGCCCCGAUCUGUUGUCAGGAGCCCAGCUCCGGCGACAGCGACAGCACGGUUUUCCGCGGAGCCGCCGAGCGUUCCCUGCGGCGUGACCUUCGGCCGCUGCCCCAACUGCCAGAGACUUUGGACCUGGAGCCAAUGCAGGCCCGCCCUGACAAGACGGCUGUCGCCGCAUCUUUCACCGUGAAGUCGCGGAACGGAGUGUACGUGCCGCCGCACUUGAGAAAACCAGUGGAUGAGGAAACAGAGAAAGACGAGCAGAAAGAAGGGUUGAAGGUAAGUGAACUGCUGGCGGCAGAGGCUCAGAGUGCAACGGCGCCCGCGGGGCAGCGCACAUCUUCGGUAGAGGCGCAAGGGGUACCACCGGCCGCCAAGGAGCCGCAGGCAUCGCUAGCGCUGGCAACGGAAUCAUCUCAGAUGAUGGCUGUAGUGGCAACGGAACCGCAGGCGCCGAUGCCACAGGCUGGUGAUUCCGUAGGACCGUCUCCAGGAGAGGAGUUCAAACUAGCCGCCUUUAGCGCCUCUAACGCAAAGUCUUCUGUGUCUGUCACACCCGUGGCAUCACUCGAUUCGCUGAUGGAGGCGGCCCAGCCACCCAACCACGGCAUGGAGGGACAGCAGUACUUGGGCAUCUUUCCACUGCAGGCGCAGGCCCAAGCCUUGGCUCCGCCUGGCCCCUAUCAGGCGAACCCGCAGGUGCAGGAGCAGCCUUCUGUUCCUGUCCUUGUCCCUGUCCCAGUUCCGGUUCCGGUUCCUCUCCCGGCAGUGCAGGACGCUUCGCCUCAGCUGCAGGGCGCGCUUGACGGACAGUGUGUAGCUGCCGCAACGUCGUUCCUGCCCCAGCAUUGGCCCGCCGCGAGCAACUCAGCACAUGCUCCGCUGGUACAGCCCAUUCCCUCGGGCGAUAUGCCCAGCAUUGAGAUGGACUGCACAUUGGGCGACUGCAUGUCCCUCUGUGAUCUCUCCUUUGGGGGCACACCUCAGGCCCCGCCUCCGUCGUCUGCGCAGCAAGCCAGCCUGGGGAACCAAGGACACGUUUUAGCUGUCGACAUGUAUGACACUACAGCGGCACCCAAUGACCGGCCGACGUUCGACGGCAUGCCGACACCACCACCACCUGCCGCCUUGUACCCGGCCCUGCACAUGCCGGCAAGGCUGGGUCUGCAAGUCCAUGCCCCGCCUUUUUCGCUGGCACACGGCCCUAUGGAGCAAGCACAGCAUUCCACAGUCGGCGCCGUGGGUACAGCAGCUUCAGCGUCCAUACGCGCCGCCGAGUCUCGCACCCGGUCCAUUUGCCGUGUGCACCGCCGCAAGCUCUUGAUAACUGGCUACACUCUUAGGGGUAUGCAGGGUUCCGGCCGUUGCCGGGUAAUAUUCGGACGUCGCUUCCGGCGUGCGGAGCAGCAAUUGCGGUUGAAUCACAUCGUGUUGCUCAGGGAGAUGUACUUCACGACUCGCAGGGUCCGGACACCAGGCGAGGCAGGGGGAAAGGAGGAGCGUAGGUUUCGAGCCGCAGACAUCCUCUCAGUUGCGUCUCAGACAUGGUCUGUCGAAUGGAGUUAUAAGGACAGGAGUUAUAAGGACGUCACGUGUUGCAGCGUAAGGGACUCAUGCUUCCCGGAAAAAAAGCUGGAACAGUGGAUUGUUGAUUUAUAUGCCGGAGCAGCCUCGGCCGUGAGGCAGUUGCUUGGUUUGGACGUUGGCGAUAAAAUAAGCAGAACGCAUUGGAUUGAGGCUGAGUUCCCUCAAACAGGCGCCUUAGUGCGCCUGUAUGUGGCCCUGGGCGUUAAGCCCGAGACAGCCACGCCACGCUGUGCCCCGGGCGCUGUAGCUGAGUGGCACCCCCUCCGCAGCAUAUUCCCGCCGGUGAAUGCAAUUCUUAGGGCGGACAAUGGCGCCGGUGGGCAGCCUGCUGUGGAUGCCAAUGAGGAUGAGGAGGGGGCCAACCUGCUGCUGGAAGCCGGGAUUGCGCCCUUUUUGGCGAAGCUUAAGGCAUUGCUGAACAAGUGCGACGCCAGGCAUUAUCGCGUCGCUGUACUGACGUCUCUGCGUUCCCAUUUCACUGCUACGGGCCCCACGUCCUGCGCACCCUUGUCCUGCGCUAGGCACCCGGAGUGGCGCAUUUCCCAGCUGGAUCCCAACCUAAUGUGCCUGAUCCAAGCGGCAAUGGUGCCUCCCGCCGCAUCCAACCAAGAGCACCAGCAGGGGGCAUCUCCCACUCAGCCGCCGUCACAGCAGCAGGAGCAGGCACCUGGCGAAGGGCUGCCACCGCAGCAACAGCAGCAGGAGCGUUCAGGGCUGGAAGGGAAGGCAGGAGGGCCAGUCCAGGGUCAGCAGCCAGGCGCUGCGGCGGCAAGCGGAGCCGGAGCUGCUGCAGGCGACAGCCAGGCGCCGUCGGGGGUUGGUAUUGAGCCAGAGCCAGAGGCUGAUAUUGAGCCGGGAAUACGCAACAACGGCCAGCCCGCAGACGAGCCGGGGCCUGAACCAGCUGCCACCGCCGCCGAUGGCGGUGCCUCUGGCGAAGUCGAGGUUGAGGGGGCUGCUGGUGAGACGCGCGGCUGGCGCGGGCCGCGGCCCAAGGAGCAUCUUCUGGAGUACUGCCGCUCUAACAACCUGCCCGAGCCGUGCUACAGCCUGGUGGUGAAGAAGUCAGCUCGAAGACCGCUAGUGACCGCCUCGUGCAUCCUGUCGCACCUUGGGGUGACAAUUACGCCGGACAUGCACGUACCCGGGGGCAUCAAUGCAGCAUGUCAAGCGGCCGCCCUCGCGGCGCUGUUGUGGCUUGAGGGAGCGCUGCCUCCCGAUGGCGGUGAGGCGGUGCGUGUGGUGCCUGUGGGCUGGCCGCCGCUGCUGUCAGAGGCUCGAGGGGAGUCCUGGGAGGCGGCCCAAAUGGCCCGCAAGGCCGGAGGUGCUCGUAGGGAGCUCGAUACGGCCCAGAGGGAGGCCUUGUUGCGGGAGAUGGACAAAAAGCGGCAGCGUCUGGUGGAGGAGGCGGCGGAGCUGGAGCGGCUCAUGGCGGCAUUGCGUGGCGGUGAGACGGUUCCGGAGCCGGACAUUAGCCGCCUGACUGUAUCUCUGGGGCUGGGAGGCGAUGGCAGUAGUGCUGACGGCGGUGGCGGUGGUGGCGGUGGUGGUGGUGGUGGCGGCAGCUGGACACCGGGGCAAUGGAGCCUGACGACGGGGGCGGCACCGCCGGCCGCCGGCACCCGCGGGGCAAAGCGAAGUGCUGACGGAGGCGACAUCAAUGGUGACAGCACCGGCGGCCUGACUGUUGGGCUACGAGCGCUGCAAUUUCGCAGCGGUUCCGAGCAGCUGAGCCCCAGCUCCGCGUCGGGGGCAGGAGCCGGCGGUGGUGGCAGCCGAGGUGCUGGUGGCGGCAGGGCUCCAGGCAUCAAGCGUCCCCGAGAAGAUGGAGUGAUGGCGGGAAGUCACAGCGUCGAGGGGACCCCGGGGCCCGGAGCCAAGAGUGUCGUGAUGGUCAUUCGGACCGAAUAUUCACGUCCGUAUCAUUUGACCUUUUUAACCCGUGUACGUUACAACCUGCCUUCCCGGUGCCAAAGUGGGACAUCUUCAUAUCUUUGCAAAUUUAAAAUUGUACGCAAUAAACCCUUUUUCCAGGAGCUUAAGGAGCUCUGCGACAGGCGACGCUGGCCGCAACCCCAAUACAGCUACAAGCCAGGCAACGGACCAGGGGCGGCGGCAGUGGUGACGCUGCCGGCAGCGGCCGGGCUGGGGGAUGUCAGCAGCGGGCCGCAGGCCUUUAACAGAUGGUGCGACGAGUACGCGGACGCUCAUGGUGGAAUGAAACCGAAAGUGGAGGACGUCAGGAAGUGGCACAGAGAAAAUGCCGAAAAGGUUUGGCCUGAUAACAGCGAACGCCCUUCGGUCUUUCUUGCUGUCAGUCACAAUAAAGGAAGAAGAGUGCGGGGUCACAAGACUUGCGAAUACUACAAGAGGUAUCGUGCGGGGAAGGCAGCCGAACAACAGUUGGCGGCGCGCCUUCAACCAGUAGCCCUAUCCGGACGGCGAAUCCUUGCUGUGACAGCAGCAGCGCGCAAGCUCAACACGGACUGUACCCGCAUCCACGCAAAGCGCUUAUCCUCUGACGACGUGGCGGGCCAUGUUUUUGAGCACACCGGGGAUGGGGAGGGAGACCUGCCAGGACUUGAACGCAUGGACAAGCGCCGUCGUUUACCUUCCAUCACCGAUGGACCAUUAGACCGCCGGCCAUUGCGGCCCGGCGCCGGCCUAAGGCGAUCCUCCUCGGACGGGCUGUCUGAGGAGCCUUCGUGGGCUUCAGGCGCUGACACUAGCCAUGACGACGGGGAGAGACAUGAGGACAGCGGUCUGGCCGUGGGGGUUACAGUGCCGAUGCAUUCAUCCCGACGUGCACCGUACCCGUCGUUCCCUCAAUCGCUGAACCCGCGCGUACUUUUGCACGGCGCCCGCACGGGAGUGCAUAUCACCGUCGUACAUCGUGACUCGGACGGGCGUACGAUACAGUUGGAGACGCAACCAUCUAAGGGAGGGUCGCACCAGGACAGCGGCGUCCACCUGGUGCCAAUUCCAUACUACGCAGUCGGGGUCAGUUGCCAUGUGCCUGAUGCCAAGCUUGCCGUGCCGGAAGCCGGCUUGAGGCAGCAGCAGCAGCAGCAUUGUCGGGCGCGCGAUGUGGCUGCGAUUGAAUACAAGGCCGCCCAGAGCAGGGGACCCCGCGUCGCCGCUAGCCGCCCUUCAUCUGCCCGUGGCCGCCUCGGUGACGAGACGGAGCACCACGAAUUGAGCAACGACGGCUCAGCCGCUAAUUCAGAGGGCGGAGCGGAAGGCGCGCAGCUUCACCAGCACCAGCGGCGCACGUACGGGACCCCCGAUGGCGCCCGGCAAGGCAGCCCAGCUGAGGAGCCCUCAAGCGGUGGAGGGGGAUCUCACGGCGGCUGGACCUGGGCAGCAGGGCAGCACCCCGGCGUUGCGCCACAGAUGUGCCGGCGAGCGCGCAGCGCCAGCGAAACCAAGCAGCAGCGGCUCUUGCCAAGAGUUCGCCGCUAUGUGCGGACCCCGUUGGGCUCCGUGCCGGUGUACAUCCUGGACCGCGCUGCCGGCAGCGGCGGCGGCGACCAUGGCAUGGCGUCACGGCGUGUGCGGCGGCCGCAAUGGAACUCCGGUAGCGGCCUCGGCGAAGACCCGGGGGCUGCGGUCUGCGAGGUCAGGGACCCCUUGGAUCUGCUAGCAGAGGCCGCAUGUGACGUCUUGGACAGCCCUCGACGACCUGCGGGAACGAAGGUGGAGCGGGAGGAGGGCGGUAUCGGGGAUAUCGGCCCUGAGCAGCUGGCGGAUGGGCACACCAGGUCGAUGGGCACGGACCUUGCUGUGUCAGCUCAGGCUGCGGGGGCUGGUGGUGUUACUUUUGGGCCCGAUGGCGGUAAUGGUCCUGCCGCUGAGUUGGACGAGACUGUUGUGGGGGCCGGCGCCCCAGCUGGCGGACGCUGCGAAGUUGACGAUCCAGGCUCCGCUGUCGAUCGUCACAUUGCUGCAGCUCAGGGGCAUCCUUGCGAUGUGAAGGUGGAAGCCGACGGUCAUUUUCUCGGGGCUGGCUGCGCUUUGGACAGCACGUUGGGUCCGGAGCAGCCGCAUCGAUUGCAUGGCCCAGCAGCGUCGGAGUUGGGGUCUGCGGCUGUUGUUGUCAAGCAGGAGGAACUAGCUGGAGAGGACAAGCAGUGCGAUGCACCGCUGCCGACUCCUGCUGCAGACGGAAAAUGCUGCGCGGCUGUGGGUUUGCCGGGCGCGACUCCAGAUUGCAGUCUUUUGGCAGUGGCGGAGGGCAAUGAGUGCGGAGCGGUUUCAGCGAGAUCUGGAUUUGGGUCGGGACUGGGGCGUGAGUGCGAAGCCGAACAGCAACCGAGUCAUCGACGGAGCCCAAGGCGGCCUGUGUCCUCCUUGCCCGCGGAAUCUAAAGGAGUGCAGGCAGCAUCGGCUCUGGUGCCGAAAGAGUCGCCCAUUUUCCGUCAGUUGACGUCAGCAGCCGUGGCUCAAGAGUUAGAGAACAGCAUCCUUGGCUGCCCCACAACGGAGGCUGAGGCCGGGGGGCUUGACGCCAGUGGGGCAGGGGCCAUUGCAAGGCAGUCCCGAUUGCCACCGCAGUGUCAUUCCGGUGGCAGCGGUGGUUGCGCAAUGCAGGCCCCCUGCGCAGACAGCCUCUUGUGCGGUGGUUCCAAUGGAUCCGCCGGUCGGCUGCCGCCCCUUGCCCCAGCCGACUUAGGAGCGGAGCUUGUCACUCGGGCUUCUGCAAAUGCAGCUGCAGCAAACAUGGCCGCGGCUGUGUUGCACGCGCAUCAGGCCAGGCUGUCGCUAAAUGCUGCUGCCGGUGGGCUCGGUCUGGCGCUGGGACACGGCGCCGCGGCGCCGCCGGCCUUGCCACUGUCUGCCCUGGCGCUGCAAGGCGCUCUAGCGCUCCAAGGCGCACUGGCGGCUCCGGCUGGGCCGCCGCUACUGUGGCCUCCAUUGGGACCCGAGCACAUGACCUCUGUGCUUGCUGGCGGCCCUGCCUUGGCUGCUGCCGCAGCGGCGGCACCGCUCUUCGCGGACGCGUCCGUGCUAGGCGGCGCGCUGGUGGGGGCCAGCGCUGCUGGGAGCGCCGGUGGCCACCAGCUCCUGCCCAUGGUGCGACUGCUGCAGCUGCAGAUGGCGGCUCGAGGACUGGACCCGAACUCGUGCCAUGAAUAA
Messenger RNA from Volvox carteri f. nagariensis, 9957 nucleotides. RefSeq lists its product as uncharacterized. The record is from RefSeq and is a predicted model, not a curated record. The coding region runs from base 1 to 9957 and encodes 3318 amino acids. The transcript has 29 exons. NCBI's taxonomy places the organism in Eukaryota, Viridiplantae, Chlorophyta, Chlorophyceae, Chlamydomonadales, Volvocaceae.